UGGCGUCUUUUCGUGCAUGUUUCUGCAAAGUUUAAAAUUUUAUUAAUUUUACUUGUAUUCAUUUUAUCAUUUUAAUUAAUGUGUAAUUAGUGAUCAUUGUGAAAAACCCUAUUCCUGUUUUUGUUAUUUUAAGUUUCAUCUUUUAGCUCCACACGGUAUUUGAAUCAUGAGUAAUUACGAUGAUGAUCAAAGUGAGGAUGGUGAAUUAGCACGCAGCCCUGUUCAGGACGAAAUGGAUUUCAGUUUGUCGGAUGAAGAUCGUGAUAAUGCCGACUCUUUGGUGAUCAAGCCACCUCAGGCUGUAAUUAACACAUCACAUAAAAGGGGUCACAAGAGGUCCAACAAAGAUAGAUACAAGGAUGGUGGCAGAAAAGAAAAGAAACAUCUUUAUAGGGAACGUGAUAAGGCAGAUAAAUCUAAAAGGGAUUUCACCAAAAAUCCAGACCGGGAAGACAUGACCAAAGAAUAUUAUAGAGAAAAACAAUACUAUAAAGAAACUUAUCGAGAAAAAGAACCUUAUAGAGAGAAGGAAGUCUAUAAAGAAUCAUUUAGAGACAAGGAUGUUGCUUACAGGGAAAAAGAAGCUUAUAGAGAAAAGGAUGUUUAUAGGGACAAAGAAAUGUACAGGGAUAAAGAGACAUAUAGAGAUAAAGAAGCUUAUAGAGAAAACAAAGAUAUUAGAGAGAAGGAAUUAUAUAGGGAGAGGGAAAUCAGAGAAAGGGAUAUGUAUAAGGACAAAGAUAUGUACCGAGAAAAAGACUCUUACAGGGAAAGAGAACAUUAUAAAGAGACAUAUAGAGACAAUACUUCAUUCAGAGAAUCAACUAGACCCCGAGAAGCAUACAGAGAUAAGGAAAUAUAUAAAGAUAAAGAAGUUCAACGAGAACGGGAUAUGUAUAGACAGUACAAAUAUACUGAGGCUGAACGAAAACGUAUUGAUACUGAAAGAAUAGAAUCAAGACUGAGGUUAUUAGCAGAUGAAAAUAGUACCAAUCAAAAUAAUGAGAAAGAAAAUAGAGACAGAUCUUCAGGGGAUAAAGAGUUGGAAGAUUUGAGAUCUAGAUUACUUAGUAAAAGGAAAUCUAAGGAGUUACAGACCCAAGACACAAAAAAGCAGUCAAGCUUUAUGGAAAAAGAAGGAAGAUCAGAUCGCCACUCAUCUUUGGAUAAACAUCAACAAGAGAGAAGAAAAAGAUUAAUAGAAGCAGAUCGUGAAAUGGAGAAAAGGAAGUAUGAAUCGCGCCAUGAACUUGAAGCUAGGCGAGAGGAACGUCGCCGUCGAGGCAAAAAGCGCUCAGUAUCACCCAAUGAUCCAUCUACCAAAAAGACGAAAACUAAUCAUUCUCCUAAUUAUGGUGAUUCAGUUGUAACAGUAUCUGAUGCUAGUGAUGUAGAAAUGAAAAGUGAAUCUCUACAUUCUGAACCAGAGGAAGGUGAACAUUCCAACACUGAAACAGACAGCUCUAGUACAGACUCAGAUUCAGAUGCAGAUUCCAAGACUGAAGAAGAAGAAGAGAAUAAAGAGGAAGAAAAACAAAAGGAAGAUGAAAAAGAACAAGUAACUGAAAAAUCCAAACCCAAAUCAAAAUCUCCCACUCCCAAGUCAGAACGGGGUACCCCAUCAUCCCAUGAAUCGAGAAGAUCACAUUCUAGAUCUAAGAGUAGAAGCAGAUCACAUUCCUUUUCUCCCCCACCUCCUGGAGAGAACGGCAAACCUGCUGCUGAAGAAGAAAAAUCUAAAGAGGAUGAUGAGAAAACAAGGAUUAGAGAAGAAGCUAUUAAUGCUCUGCCUCCUUAUUUUCCAGCCUUACAGGGUUGUCGAUCGGUAGAGGAGUUUCAAUGUCUCAAUAGAAUAGAGGAAGGCACAUAUGGAGUUGUUUACAGAGCCCGCGAUAAAACUACCGAGGAAAUAGUCGCUUUAAAACGACUAAAAAUGGAAAAGGAAAAAGAAGGAUUCCCCAUCACAUCAUUGAGAGAAAUUAAUACAUUGCUCAAGGGCCAGCACCCGAAUAUAGUGACCGUGAGAGAGAUAGUAGUCGGCUCUAACAUGGACAAGAUAUUUAUUGUAAUGGACUAUGUAGAGCAUGACCUCAAGAGUUUGAUGGAGACUAUGAGAGGGAAAAAGCAGGUGUUUCUACCAGGAGAAGUUAAAUGUUUAAUGACGCAGUUGCUCAAAGCGGUUCAUCAUCUUCACGACAAUUGGAUAUUACACAGGGAUCUCAAAACUAGCAAUUUACUACUAUCGCACAAAGGAGUAUUGAAGGUGGGUGACUUCGGUUUGGCCCGUGAAUAUGGCUCUCCGCUAAGACAAUACACACCAAUAGUAGUGACGCUGUGGUACCGUGCACCGGAGUUAUUACUCUGUUGCAAGGAGUACUCGACACACAUUGACAUGUGGAGUGUCGGUUGUAUUUUUGGUGAAUUUAUCUCGAUGAAUCCUCUGUUUCCAGGGAAAUCGGAAAUAGAUCAAUUGAAUCGUAUUUUUAAGGACUUGGGAACUCCAUCAGAGAGUUUAUGGCCCGGUUAUAAUGAAUUACCUGCUGUCCAAAAGAUGACGUUUGCUGAACAUCCUCCCGGUGGAGUACGUAACCGUAUUGGACAAGAUCUCUUGUCUGAAGCCGGAAUGUCGUUACUACAAAGUUUUCUCACUUAUAAUCCUACCAAGCGGAUAACAGCGGACUCGGCGCUGGAGCAUGCAUACUUCAAGGAGCAUCCGGUAGCAAUAGAGCCGGCCAUGUUCCCCACAUGGCCCGCCAAGUCAGAGGGUAAUCGCCGCACCACACACAGCCCGAAGCCGCCGGCGGGUGGAGCUGCCUAUGCGCAGUAUUCGCGCGCAGACUCCGACGAAGCUCUUGGUUUCCACGUACAACAACGUUCCGUAAACGUUGCUCCGGGAUUCUCUCUUAAAUUUUAGUAGUGAAGCCACUUUUACAUU
Messenger RNA from Achroia grisella, 2935 nucleotides. RefSeq names its product cyclin-dependent kinase 11B (gene Pitslre). The record is from RefSeq and is a predicted model, not a curated record. Gene Ontology annotation, biological process: regulation of mitotic cell cycle; protein phosphorylation. Gene Ontology annotation, molecular function: cyclin-dependent protein serine/threonine kinase activity; ATP binding. Bases 167 to 2914 code for a protein of 915 amino acids. The transcript has 12 exons. NCBI's taxonomy places the organism in Eukaryota, Metazoa, Arthropoda, Insecta, Lepidoptera, Pyralidae. Gene Ontology annotation, cellular component: nucleus.